Molecule: messenger RNA, 1224 nt
Organism: Clupea harengus (Atlantic herring)
Lineage: Eukaryota; Metazoa; Chordata; Actinopteri; Clupeiformes; Clupeidae
Product: histone-lysine N-methyltransferase, H3 lysine-79 specific-like
Exons: 6
Coding region: 178-1224 (348 amino acids)
Molecular function (GO): serine-type endopeptidase inhibitor activity; protein binding
Source: RefSeq, a predicted model, not a curated record
CACACACACACACACACACACACACACACACACACACACACACGCACACGCACACAUUGAGGGUUAGUGUGGGAGGGGCGGGAGCUGAACAUAAGAGGUGUAGAGGGUAUUUAAGGGCAUCUGGAGAGAUGCUUUCCAUGCUGUUGAGACGUCACUGGUGUUCCUUCUGAAGCCAACAUGAAGCUGAGCAUUGUGAUCUCCCUCUGCGCUCUACUUUACCUCUCUGGUCACACUUUGGCCAGGUCAAAACAGAGGAUCAGGGCAAUUCUUCACGUUGAUUGUCGAUGGAUUGGCCACCGUUCCCGUUGCACUAGGGAGUACAACCCUCUCUGUGGGUCCGACGGCGUCACCUAUGCUAAUGACUGCAAGUACUGCGCUGCCAAACGAAAGAAUUGUAAGAUUGUGGCCUGUCAUCGCGGGAAAUGUCACAAGAUUGUAAAGCAGAGGAAGCCGAACCCGUGGAAAAAGUGGCAGAGAAAGAAGCACCCGAGGAAGCACAGGCAGAGGAAGAAGCACCUGAAGAAACACCUGAAGAAACACCCGAGGAAGCACAGGCAGAGGAAGAAGCACCUGAGGAAGCACAGGCAGAGGAAGAAGCACCUGAAGAAACACCUGAAGAAACACCCGAGUAAGCAGAGGCAGAGAAAGAAGCACCUGAAGAAACACCUGAAGAAGCACCUGAAGAGGAAGAAGCACCUGAGGAAGCACAGGCAGAGGAAGAAGCACCCGAGGAAGCAGAGGCAGAGGCACCCGUGGAAGCAGAGGCAGAGGCAGAAGCACCUGAGGAAGCACCUGAGGAGGAAGAAGCACCCGAGGAAGCAGAGGCACAGGCAGAAGCACCUGAGGAAGCAGAGGCAGAGGAAGAAGCACCUGAGGAGGAAGAAGCACCCGAGGAGGCAGAGGCAGUUUAAGGACUUGAAGUGCCUCCCCAAAGAGGAAAGAGGUGAGGUGUGGGCUUUACUGCGCAACCUGAUGCUAGAGGACAGAGAUGGGAUGUGUUCUGAACCAGUGAGAAGAGAGACAGAGGAUCCAAAAAAGCAGAGGAUGUCUUCCUUCUUGUUGGUCUCCGCUGAUACAGAGGAAGACGAGGAGGAGGAGGAGGAGGAGUCCAUUGACAAAGCUCUGUUGCAGAUGGGGGACUGUCCACUAAAGUGGUGGUCAGGAAGGCAGCACACACAUGAGAAGCUUGCAGGAAUAGCAAAGAAACACCUGUCAACCCUGUGA